This is a messenger RNA of Coregonus clupeaformis (lake whitefish), 1835 nucleotides long. Its product is annotated as PHD finger protein 24. The transcript is spliced from 9 exons. NCBI's taxonomy places the organism in Eukaryota, Metazoa, Chordata, Actinopteri, Salmoniformes, Salmonidae. The record is from RefSeq and is a predicted model, not a curated record. Bases 350 to 1621 code for a protein of 423 amino acids.
UUCUUUAUUCUCGCUGUAACUGUGCUGUGCAAACGGCUGCAUUUUCAAGGACGCGUUUCCCUUGGCGGAGCUGCACUGUCGCUCUCCACACGCGUAAGUGGCAAGAAAAACAUUUCAGCACUGGAGCUGUCCGCGUAAGCGUUUUGACUGACUCUUGUCACUCUUAUCACGGAUAGGUAAUUCAUGUCACAUUUGCAGUAUAGAUUUGUGAAAUCCAGGCUAUUUGAGUAGGCUAAACGUGCACUUUUCAUUCAAGCGAAGCCUUGCAAUGCUGGGUAGCUGUUCGUGAGACACAAGGAAAAAGAAAGUCUCAAGUCGCGGUGGAGAGUUGUCCGAUUUUAUCUCAGUCAUGGGAGUGCUCAUGUCCAAGAAGCAGCAGGUGCAGAAAUGCACCUCGGUCGUCUCUGCCUUUCAGCAGGGCUUGAAGGAACGCGCUCCAUCCACAACAAACCAGGGGGAAAGAUCUGGAGAGGAAGGAGAGGGGCCGGCUGAAGCCUUGCCACCACUAAACCCGAAGAAGGAGGGGGAUCACGGGGAGACAGACAGCAAAGUGGGGCCCUCAGGGACCUCCCAGCAAGCUGCUGCUCCGGCACCCACCAGGGACGAGUGUAAGGUCAACCAGGAGGCCUGGAAUAGGUUACGGGACGGGAAGGGGGUGGAGCCUGAGGAUCUGGACAAGACCGGCCAUCAGCUCACCCCACCUGCCUUUGUACGUCCCAAGAGAGAUGCCAAUGAUGACCAGCCUGUAGAAAUAGCACUGGGACAAAGAGAGCAGCCGGUCAAUGAUGAGAUGUGCGAGGUGUGUGAGGUGUGGACGGCCGACGACCUGUUCCCCUGCAGGACCUGCACACGUGUCUUCCAUGACGGCUGUCUGAGGGAGUUGGGCUACCUGCGCACCGAACUCCUGCAGGAGAUGAGGGAGACAGCCCACACCGCGACAGGCUGGAGUUGCUACUACUGCGACAAUGUGAACCUGCUUCUGACUGAAGAGGAGAUGUACAGCCUAAUGGAAACCUUCAAGCAGUGCAAGAUCAUCCCUGAGUCGUGCCUGGUGUCGGAUGAGCUGCUGCAGUACCGCCACUUUGUGUCCAAGCAACUGUUUGAGAAGGACCUGUCUGAUGAGCAGGAAGAGGAGGUACUGGCUCAGUUCGCUGCCCUGGACCCAGAGAAGAGGGGCCAGAUUGAGUGGUGUGACUUCCUCUACCACGAGUCCCUGGGAGUGCUCAGGAAGUUCCGCACAGAGAACUCGUUGGUGCGUCUGUUAAGCGCUAAGGAGAGAGACCACGUGCGGUCAGUGUUCAUGGGUUUGGACCUGGAUAAAGACUUUCUGGUCACGGGAGCAGAGACCCGCUGGGCCCAGCAGUCCUGGUUUCAGAAGUUCAGCAAGGAGUCCCAGUCCUGCAGCGUGAGACUCAUUGGAUUGUGUUCUCCUGUGAAUUGUGGUAUUAGCCAUGUUGGCCCCAUAUCUGAGAGCAGUCCAGCCAGCUCCAGCAGUGAGAGAAGCAGUCAGAAAGAUGACAACAGACUAGUGAGCUGGGAAGACUUCCUGAGGGAGAGUGCCAUCUACAUCCUGGCUGCACGGCCCAACAGCUCGGCCAUGCACAUCCGCCUACCACUAUAGCCCCAGAGACCUCACCCUGCCUGGGAGAGCAGAUACCAUGGCACUGUAGGGGACAAACCUAAGCCCACCAGAGGAAUACUGCACCACUCGGAGACUGGACAGGACAGAACAGAACAAGCCAUCAACAGAUCUCCUGCUUCACACCAUAGAUCAAUGACCAACUGACACCACCAAUCAAUGACCUACAAGUACAUACUGACGGUAAAAUUACAAA